GUGGUGACAAUUACGUCAUCCAGCAAGAACCACCUCAGUUUUGUUGGAGAUAGAACAGCUAGCCCCGCCUACUCGAUACACUAUCACUGGAACUACUUUUUUUUUACUCAACUGAAAAUAUAUCUUGCGAAUACUAGUAUAUAGUGAACGAUUCAAGGUAGCUGUCUGAAGUAAUAAUAUAUCGGCAGUCGAUCACGAACCAGCUUGUUGCAGUAUAUGAGCCGUAAAGAUGAUACCAAGGGAAGCUUAUCUCGUCAUACUUGCGCUUGUUUUGAGGGUACAAGGAGAUGUGUAUCUUCAUAGUCCUCGAGGUUCUAAUAACAGACUCAAUGAGCAAUCAGCAAAUAGACAGAAUGCUAACAGAGCCUUUGAUUCACAGAACAACAACAGAGGAGGGUACAAUGUUGGUGAAAUAAAUGCUCAAGGAAACACUCAAGAACAAAACCAAUAUAGAAUGCAAUAUUUUGCAAGUGCUAACUAUGAGACGAUGGAGAAUGAUGCAGGGAAGAGUUUCUAUACCUUAGAAUGGACCAAUCAACAUGGUUGUGGUGGAUCAGAAGACACAGACCCUCAUAAAUUAAAUUGUAACAUUGUCAUCCAGUACAUGUGCCAACCAGAUGCAAAUACACCACAAGGAGAUGAUGACACUAUUAGGAAUGGCGAGAAUACAAACACUCAGAACCACCAGCCAAGAAACAAUGCAAAUGAAAAUCAAAAUCAAGCUGCAAACAGGAAGAACAAUAACGUCCAAGCCAACCGAUUUCUUCAAGAACAAUGGGAAGCAUAUGAUGCUUGUUACAUCCGAGAAAGAAAUGCAGGUCUCUUUACUGCUGACCAGAAACUAAAGAACAACAAUCAGGGAUACAGCUCUGCUAUCUUCACUCGUCAGAACCCAAAUGGACAGAGGAGAGGUUAUGAAUGCCCAGAGGAACGUGAUUAUUACCCUUACUGGCAUCCAACUCAAUGGAGAGAUGCAGCCAUCUUGGUUGGAGAUGUCUCUGAAUGCGAAUAUUAUCAGGCAGAGAGUUUCAAUGUUAAGGAGAAGUAUGAGUGUGUAGAAUAUUACACUAAUAAUGGUCAACGUAAACAUGCAUCACGCUACAACAAUGAGGCUGAUUGUACUGCAAAUGAUGGAGAAUGGCUGCCAUUUGUCAACUACCUAGAAAAAGCACCUGGGAACCUAAACACAGAGCAAGCUUGCAAUGCAGCCAGUGGUAAUGGAGUGACUUAUGUCUGGGGUCGGCCUUGGAACGGUCAAGAUGAAGAAUGCCUGGUGGCACUGCAGGCUCCCGAUUGCCAACAAGCUCCUUGGACGAGAGUGAAUCACAAUGGAAACACCCGUGGUGGAGAAGCUAGCCGUUAUACCAUGACUCUUCCUUACUUUCCUUCUCAGAAUACAAUGAGAUGUGCCAUGAGAUUACGAUACAAUAUUUCUACUGAUGAUUAUGAUCCAUGGAACACAACAUCUGCACAAAACCAGGACACUGCCAAUAACGUGCAGUCUCCAGUACAGCAGAACCCUUAUGUAAAUAUUGGAGCUGAUAAUACUCCUCUUCGUCUUGCAAUCAACACAGCUCAGUUUGGUAGGGUAUUCCAAGAUAGAUCUCAUGCAUUCAAGGUCAUGCCUCGUCCACAGACUGCAGAAAUACAAGCUGCUAAGAUCUACAAUUUGAAUGUACGAGGGAAGAGAGGCAACAUCGUUCAGACAUACCCAGCUGUGGAGUAUGAUUUCAUGCCAAAUAGAUUAGAAAUCACUCCAGAAGACAUGGUACAUAUACAGUGGACGGGUUCUAAUCGUCAUAACAACAAUGCUCCAGGAGGAGACGGACAAACAGGCGAUGCGGGAGAAGGCCAAGGAGGAACGGAUCGCAGUAACUUUGUUCAGAUGAGUAAUACCAUGGAGAAUUAUCCCACCCCAUUCAACGAUGCUAACAGUAUGUUUGCAGAUGCUGAGGUUCAUUGGAUCUACUUUACUAACAAUCCUAGCCAAGUCACUCCUGAAGAUCUGGCUAUCAACAUGGCUAGCUCUGGUUACUAUGAGUGUAAGAACCAGAAUGUCUGCGGUGCUCAGUCUGUGCAACAGAAGAAUGAAAUGAAUAACCUUCUAAACAACGCCCCACCCUCGUACGAAGGAGCCCUCAUUCAGUUUCCUGCUGGCGAGCACAAAUACAUGAGCACACGUAAUAACAAUUUCAGCAAUCGGUCACAAAAGGGUAUGCUGAAAGUGGGCGCACCUACAGCAGCAUAGACUACACUUUAAUCUAAUUCAGUUUCAGAGUGUUUGUUUAUCAAGCGCUGCAAAUUGUGACCACCUCGAAACCAACAAUAAGUUGCCAGGCAGGAUUCCCUGUAAUGAGCCAAAAUAGUCAUUUAGUCUUUGAAAAUCAUAUUUUAGAAAAUAAGCUUAUUUAAAAUAGUAACUCAUCUUCUCCGUAUUGUCAAAAUCUCAAGUCGUAAACUGGAGAAAAAAAGUUACAAAUGUGGACCAUUAUCCUCAAAACUGCUGGAAGUUUAAUCCAGCUUGCACAGCACUUUACUUGUCAUGUAAUAAGUAAACCCCAAACUUCAAACCUUGUUUUUCCAUAUUCAAAGAAGUUUAAUGAAUGUCCUGUAUAUUAUAAAGUCAAGUAUUUAUUGUUGAUCAACUGUCACAAAUCUGCCUUUUUUAAACUUAAUCAAAAAUCUAUAAAUUUUUGUAAGCAGAGUUAAUUUACUUUUUUGGGGGCGUACUGUCACAGUUAUUCAUUGUUGUAUUACAUGUUUGUAUCUGACUUGAGAGGGCAUAUUCCUGAGUCAAUGCUCUCUUAAUGACCAUGGUUCAUCAUCCACACACAAUUUCAUCUGAACAGACUGGAAGUUAUAUUUAAGAAAUGAUGAAAAAUUUACUUGAACAUUUAUAAUUACUAGUAAAUCAAUUAUAAUAUGUUUUUAACUUUGGACUUCAUGGAAGACUCACCAAAAGAAAACACAAAGUUGUGAAAAUAUUAUGAAGACCAUUGAGUAUGUAAUGAUAUAUAUAUUUUUUUAAAUAAAUAAUGACUCGAAUGCAUUGAAUGCCAAUUCCAGUAACCAAUAAUUUUGGAAUAUACAUAUUUAUAUAAAUGACAUAUACAGAAUUCCUACUUCAGACAAUUUUGUGGCAAAAUAUUCAGCGGAAAGGGUAAGCCAACGGUUAAGACAAACUUUUUUAUUUGCCACGAUGUCUUCUGAUACUGUUUUCUCCCAUUUCUGUAUUGAUAGGAGUCAUUCUCUUGAUACCACCAUAAAGGGUGCUUAAUUACUUACAUUACUAUUAUCAGGGCCCUAACGUCCUCAGAUAUCUAGGGAAGAAUAUGAUUUUUCUUGCUUAUGACAUUUACAAUAGUUCUUAGAUUUCCUAAGAAAAAUUCAUUGCCGUUUUUGUCAUUUAUGCAAAUUUAUUUUAAACAUACACUAACAAUUUUUAAUUCAUUGAUUUUGUACAACAUCAUUUGAUGCUAAUAUACAUAUAUGAAUUAAAAAAAUAAAAGUUGCCUUUAAGUUAUAUCUAGGCAUCUAUAUGUUUUAAGAAUCAAUAGCUCAUGUAUAUUUUUGAAUGAUUGAAAAAUGUCUUUCAGUAAUACUGGGACAUACGAUCCCUUUCAGUACUAAAAAUCUUUAUGAAUCUGUGAAACAUUACCUUUUGAAAGGAUAUUUUCAAUUUCUAUGUUUAUUCAUUUCAUUUCAGGAUACCAUCGUUGUCAAAGUUGAUUUAGGAAUACAUAUUAAUUUUCUGAUAUUUGAUAACUUGAUGUCAUCUGAACAGUUAUUCAGUUGCGAAUUUGUUGUAAUAUGAAACCUAUUAUCAUAACUAAGACAAAUGGAUCGUAGGAGCAAGUCAUUUCAAGCCUGUAUUGUCAUUUUGAUAAAACAACAGAUAUUCAUGCCUCCUAAUCCCUUUGUUAUCCCUCGUCUUAACUUAAGAUUUUUGCAUUGAGAAUAUACACAAGGAGAAAAAGAACAGUUUCCCAUGAAAUUAUAAUUUUUCCUUUUUGCUGUCAUGCUUAGUCCAUUUUAAGCCCCAGUAUUCACUGGGUGUCCCUAGCCUGGCUCCCUACUACAGGCAUCCUAAGGUUACUAGCUAGAUAGCAGCAUAUCUGAAAACUUGGAUGAAAAUGUUCAUAACUUGUGCCUUUUUUUUCUUAAUUAUUUCUGAUGAAGUGAUGAGGAAUGAUACAGGUUGAAGGGAUAUAAAAACAAAUAUACAAUGGCCCAUUCUGGAACAAGCUGAAACUAUUCAUACUCAUCAAUAUUAUCAUUCUCCCGAGGCCCUCGGAGGAGGGUCCUAUUGAUGUUCCUUCAAUGUGAAUAGUUUUAGUCAGAUCCUUGAGCUUCAUGGUAUAUUUGUGCAAUAUGUUAUAGAUGUACAUACAUGUAUAUUAUAAAAUCUUAGUUUUUAUAUAUAUAUAUACAGAGCUGCCAAGUAGUACGAUUUUUCCGUAUUUAGUACGUUUUUGCAACCAAAAUACGGCAGUACGUUUUUUCUUUAAAAAAUACGUUUUUUGUAUUUUGAAAAAAAAAAAAAAAAAAAAAAUAUUUUUUUUUUUUUUUUUUUUUUUUUACAAAAUCGAAAUUUAUUGAGAAAAAUCAUCUCUAUAUGUCUCUAUUUCAUGAAACGUACACAAAUAUGGUUAUUAGAUCAAUGUAAUUUCAGGUAACUUGUUUUUUUUUCAAUCAUUUUGUAAAAACCAGGGUGAGAUAUACACAAGUUUCAAUGUUUUGUUUUUUUUCAUCUGCAAGAGCAGUGCACAUUUUAGCUUGCAUGCAGCUUGAGCGCCGUGAUGGGCAAGUGCGCCAAGCAUUUUAUUAUGAAAUACACUUUUUUGGGGAAAAAUACAAAAUAUUUAUCUCACACGGUAAAAAUACUGAUUUUUUUGUCAAAAUACUGAUUUUGGGAGAUAAGAAUACUGAAAAUGCAAGAUACAACUUGGCAGCUCUGUAUAUAUAUCAUCCUUUUUAUAUCGAAUUUAUACCAUUGUCGUUUUCAACCGGUGUUUUAUAAUAGAAUUACUUACCUCUGAUUAACGUGUGUGAUUUAAAGAGAAAAGUUAUUCUGAUGUAUAUCAGUGGCAUUAUGGGUAAUACUAGCAAAUGGUUGAUGUUAAUGAUAGAUCUCAAGAAAUACAUUACUUGAGUUAUUAUGUAUUAUUCUAAGUGCACCUCUCACAUACAAAUGACAUUAAUAUUACAACUCUGAUUUUGUCUCAUUUUUACAGGGCAGCAACAGGGUAUGGGGUACAGGGAUGACCCCCCCCCCCCUCUAUGUUAAAAAUUAGGAAAAAGAGAGAGAUGGAAGAGAAAUAUAUAAGGGAAAUUAAAUAAACCAGAAAAAUGAAGAGAAGGCUGGUUUUUAGAGAGCAAACUGAAGUCACAUCUUGAUCAUUUUCUACAAUGUUUAAAAUACAUGUCAUACCAAUUACCAUAUAUAUCUUUCUCUUUCUAGUUCCUUUCGGUAAUUGAUAGUAUAAUCUAGUAGAUUGCUUCCAUGGGCAAUUGAUUGCUACCUCUGUUGAAUUAAUCUCACAAAAAAAUCAAUCGCUGAUUAAAAAAAGUCAUUCAGUAAUGAGAAUUUCUUGGUUUACUCCCAAGGGGUAUACCAUAUGUCUGUUUUUGUAUUUUUCUUUGUCAGAUAGGUUAACAUACACACGUCUGCCGGUACAGACGCAUAAUGUAUACACUAUGAAAUUUGGAAGCGGUGGAUCAUAAAUACAUUUUUCAUUAUCACAA
Molecule: messenger RNA, 5745 nt
Organism: Lytechinus pictus (painted urchin)
Lineage: Eukaryota; Metazoa; Echinodermata; Echinoidea; Temnopleuroida; Toxopneustidae
Product: protein DD3-3-like
Exons: 14
Coding region: 230-2248 (672 amino acids)
Source: RefSeq, a predicted model, not a curated record